AUGGCGUUUCUAUUGCCAACCACAAUGAACAAAAUCUCUCCUGUGCACCUAGCUCCAAUUUUCAAGAUGGACAGAAUAAUUGAGGGCAAUUGGGGAGCCCAUGUUUUAAAUUUCAUCAUCAAGGGCAUAACUAAUUACACUUUGAAAAAGAAAAAGUCAAUCGAUGGCUGCCUAUUUGCCUUGAUGAUAGUCUAUUUCCAAUUAUCAAAAAACAAAGAAAAGAAAGGAGAACAAAGAGCUGCACAACCCUGGAUUGCCAACUGGAAUAAAGAGCAGUUGGUUGAAAGGAUGAGAGCAGAAAUGGAUGGACAUAUGCUGAAGUCUAUUCUUCCUCUGAGUCUGAGACUGAACAAGACUCAGAAGAACCAAAAAGAAAACAACCCACCCGAACAGCCAAAAAUUUCCAGGAAGAAGGGAGCUAACCUGCCAUCGACAGAAGGUCACUAUGACUCAUCUGAAACAAUACCGGAGGUAAACUUAGGAAGUAAUGAUCCUUUGUCUCAAGCACACACAGAUCAAAGCAGCAUAAACAAACCAGAGGAUAGCAUGUUGAGUCUAGUAGAAGAAUCAGUAAAUGACCCAGCUGAAGAGAACAUGAUCGUUGUGCGAGAAGAGACACCGUCACAAACUGAAGCGCUUUCAAUAGUUCCAAUUCAAGUUUAUCUACCUCUGUCCCAGACAACCCUUGUGCCGCAAAUUGAACCAACCCCUGUGCCAGAAAAUGAACCAACCCCUGCAAAGUCUCCAAGUGAAAAAAUUAAUGAAGAAACUACAAAAAGUACUCCAGAACCACCCCUAAAACCUGAAGAAAGCACACCCACACUUCCACCAGCUCCAUCUAAAAUUAAUCUAGCCCCAGAAGAUGUUGCUACACUGAUGAUGAUGGCACGGACAGCAUCAUAUAUUCCUAAAGAAGGUCCAAUGUCAUCAUUUAGCCUUGGCUUGACUGAUUCAAGCCAAGAAGAAGCAGCAACGCAAGAGGGGUUAAGGGCAAAAACUCCUGAAACGCCAAACCUAAUAGAACAAUUAGGGGACCUGGUGAAAAAAAUAGCAAGCAGUGUGGUGAGAACAGAAGGUAAGGGUCCACAGAUUCAAAAGCAGAGUGGCGAACAAAGUUUUAAAAAGUUUGAAACUCCUGUGAGGACCAACGAGAUGUUGGCUGAAAUGAAAGAGAAAUGCUACAUUUGGGUGACACGUGUUAAAACAUACGCAAAUUGAGGCACUAACGAGUAUGACGCUGUCUGCACACUCAAUGCCUAAGAUCGAUACAUUUUGUCAAAAGUCCACUUCGUAUCUCUCAAAGC
Molecule: messenger RNA, 1304 nt
Organism: Arachis stenosperma
Lineage: Eukaryota; Viridiplantae; Streptophyta; Magnoliopsida; Fabales; Fabaceae
Exons: 8
Coding region: 1-1218 (405 amino acids)
Source: RefSeq, a predicted model, not a curated record